This is a messenger RNA of Aspergillus niger, 978 nucleotides long. RefSeq lists its product as uncharacterized. The coding region runs from base 1 to 978 and encodes 325 amino acids. The transcript has 6 exons. The record is from RefSeq and is a predicted model, not a curated record. Lineage: Eukaryota; Fungi; Ascomycota; Eurotiomycetes; Eurotiales; Aspergillaceae.
AUGACCACAGUAUUCAUAACAGGAGCCAGCGGCUACAUCGGCGGCGACCUUCUAUCAUCCGAAGCCGCGACAGCGGCCAGAAAAAUCAAGGCACAAUAUCCUACUGUCGAGAUUAUACAAGGCAGUCUCGAUGAUUCAGAGACGCUGGUCGCAGAAAGUGCUAGGGCCGAUAUCAUCAUCCCUGACUUUACCGGUAUGAAAGACACUGCCGAUGCUGCUGACCACCUUGGCGCAGCCAAGGCAAUAGCCCAGGGUGCUCUAGAAGGACACACUGAAGAACAUCCCGUCUAUUGGUUGCAUACCAGUGGUGCCGGGAUCUUCUCGUUCUUAGACACCGAGACCAAGGACAUUAAGGAGAUUGUGAACUUCCCUGACCACGCGUUCCACCGAGAUGUGGAUAAAGCGGUGUUUGAGGCUGGAUCGGUGCGUCCAGAAGUCCUGAAGACUGCUAUCAUAUCCCCGGUAACUGUUUACGGUCAAGGCCGAGGACCUUGCUCCCAACGCAGCAGACAGAUAUAUGAGCUAGCCAAACUGACCAUCCAACGACAGAAAGUUCCCAUAAUCGGCCGGGGCCUCUCAUUCGGGACCGAUAUCCACAUUUAUGAUUUGACCAACCUAUAUGUGAUUCUUUUCGAAAGGGCCCUUUCGAAGCAAGAUGAUGGGCUUUGGGGUCCGGAGGCAUACUACCUCUGUGAGAAUGGGGAGCAUUGCUGGGGUGAGCUGGCCCGUUCAAUUGGACGAAUUUGUGUGGCGGAAGGAUUCAUCCCAUCGGCCGAAGAGGAGGCUUUCGGCUUCGAGGAGGCACAAAAAUGGGCAGGCUAUGAAGCUGCUAGUUGGGGGCUAAAUUCACGGUGUCGGGCCAGUCGUGCCCGUCUAUUGCUGGGGUGGCAGCCGUCUGCGCCAUCGUUGGAAUCCGAGCUUCGGGAUAUCGUGAAGGGGGAAUACCGACGCCUACAGGAGGCGGAAAGAGAUGCCUGA